GAAAAGACUUCGGAAAUAAUAAUGUUCGAUUUGUAUGACUUCAAAUUCUGAUAUUUCUUACAAUUGAUUUCUUGGAGGUUUUAAAUUCAUUCUUUCAUUGUUCAAAUGAUCACCUGCAGAAUGAUUUACCGUACCAUCUCCCGCAACUCCAAUGGCUGGCUUGUCAACGCUACCCCAGGAAUGGUCAAGCGGGGUAGUCAGGACCCGAUUUUAAUGGGACACUUUGUCACUUGCGGUGUAGUUCACCAAACUCCAUAUUACUGCACGGUACCUAAUAACUUCUUAAACUCAUUUUUUUGUCUUGAUUGUUCCUCCUUCUUUUCAGGGCAAAAAUGGCGGCUGAAAAGAUUGCUGUUUCCGAUAUGGAGAAGGCUGCAGCCGAUGAGGUUAGUCAUUCAACCUAACCCCCAUAUUACGUGCUAAUUUUGUCAGAAUAUUUUCUCAAGAUCCGAUAGCGCGGCUUCUGUAGAAGAAGAUGCCGCUAAGAAUAAAGCGUUAGUGUGGAAACAAGACUUGCGGAUCGUCCCGUUGUCGGCUGGAAUUUAUUUACUAUGCUACCUCGACCGUUCGAAUAUCGGUAUGUCUUCCGAAUAAGAUUUUGAAUUGUCCAUUAAUAUAGGUUUAUAUUUAUGGUAUUUCUUACACUUGUCUUCAUGUUGACUUUAGCCGUGUCUACUUCAGGAAAUGCAAAGACUUUGAAUUCCUCCACUCACAAUGAUCUGCUUUCGGAUACUCACAUGACUAAUUACGAAUAUGUGUAACUCUCUUCCUUUCUCUUGGAGAGAUGUGAAACCAGCUAAUAUUAUCGCAGUAUUGCACUUAUGGUCUUCCUAAUCGCCUAUGCAACAUUUGAAGUCCCAUCGAAUUACUUUUUGAAAAAGCUCAGUCCAAGUAAAUGGAUAGCAUUCCUCAUGUUCUCCUGGGGCGCCGUAACCAUCGGCCUAGGAGGAGCAAAGAACUUUGCAGGGAUAACAGCUAUGAGAUUCAUUUUGGGCAUGUUCGAAGCAGGUAUACAAAUCAGCAAUCUAUUUCUCAAUUUCUGCUAACACUACCCCUAGGUCUCUUCCCAGGCCUCGUUUACUACCUAACAUUCUGGUACCGCAUAUCCGAGCGUUCAAUCCGCGUAGCAUUCAUCCUCGCAUCUGCAACUCUCGCUGGAGCAUUCGGUGGUGCAAUCGCCUACGGAGUUGGGCAUAUGAAUGGCACCCACGGCCUUUCAGCCUGGCGUUGGCUUUUUAUCCUUGAAGGAAUUCCCUCUUGUGUUUCUUCUGUUUUCGUUUACUUCUAUUUACCCGAUUAUCCCGAGACGGUGAAUUGGUUGAGUGAUGAUGAGAAGGUCUUAGCGAAGACUAGACUGCUUACUGAGGGGAGUCAUGGUGAUGGGGCGAAUUUGACUUGGGUGCAAGCGAAGGAGACUUUGACGGAUUGGAGGUUGUAUGCUCAUUAUGCUGCAAGUGCUUCGUUUUUCUCUUGGAUUUGUGUGGGUAGCUGACUUUUUUUCUUAGAUUUACUUUGGCAUUUCAGUCCCGUUCUCCAGUCUUUCGCUCUUCACGCCAAGUCUUACAGCCGGACUGGGAUUUCAUGAUCUCACAGCGCAACUCAUGACAGUUCCUCCAUAUGCUGUUGCAUGUAUGUGUUUCCCAAUCAAAAUUGUGUCCACUUGCUAAUUUCCUUCAGAUAUCGUCACAAUUCUAGUCUCCUACUCAGCAGAUCAUAUUAACGCGUAAGUCAUAUUCCCCUUAUUUCCGUGAGUGUCAAUCCCACUAACAAACCCUAGCCGCGCCCUCCACUCCGCUCUCUUCGCAACAAUAGGAGCAGCAGGCUUCAUGGCAUCAGCUCUCCUCCCCGCCCACGCAUACUCAGUUCGUCCAUCCCCCCCUCUUUCCCCUGCACACCCAUCCAUCAUACUAACACCCCACAGUCCCGCUACGGCUGCCUCAUAGUAGCAGCCGCCGGCUCCUUCUCCUGCAUCCCCCCUCUCCUCGGCUUCCUCUCAUCCAACCUCUUCACCACCGCCUCCGCCGGCCUCGCCAUCGCCCUGAAUAUCUCCUUCGGUGCCCCAGGUCAGAUCGCUGGGGUGUGGAUAUAUAAAGCUGAGGAGGCGGGACGGGGAUAUCCUACUGGUCACGUAUGUUCCUAUUACUUCUAUUCCUUUUCUUGUGUUGUUCUAUGUGUUUGUGUGGGGUUGUGGGGUUGUGGGAAUGGUGUAUAUGGGGGAUAGCGAGGUGUUGAGGUACAGGGGAAAUAUGCUGACUUUGGAUAGUGGGUUAAUGCUGGAUUGCUAUUUUUCGUUGCGGUUGGGUGUGUGGGGCUAAGAGGGUAUUAUGGGGUUUGGAAUGGGAGGUUAGUGAGGAAUGGUGGGGAGGUGGAGGGAAGGAGGUUAUUUAGAUAUUGA
This is a messenger RNA of Hymenoscyphus albidus, 2395 nucleotides long. NCBI's taxonomy places the organism in Eukaryota, Fungi, Ascomycota, Leotiomycetes, Helotiales, Helotiaceae. The record is from the annotation of a GenBank genome assembly.